Molecule: messenger RNA, 782 nt
Organism: Cladocopium goreaui
Lineage: Eukaryota; Dinophyceae; Suessiales; Symbiodiniaceae
Source: the annotation of a GenBank genome assembly
AGGUAGCUCGCUGCGGUGACUGUUCCCGACCCUUAGAAGCUGAAGUAGUGGAGAUCGGCCGUCAGCUCUGCGUUCGCUGCGCUGGACCUGUCCACCGGCGGUUCGCCACGCCCAAAGAUUUGGCGGAGCAGAUGUAUUUCAAGAAUUACGAGAAGUUACUUCUGAAGUUCCAGGUGCCUGAGAGUGACGACGAGGAUCUGGAAGGUUCGGAGAGUGAGUCCAGCGGAUCUGUGAGUGAUCCGCCGGCGCCCGAACCGGAGCCGUUCAGAACGGAGCCAGCGAGAGCCAAGGCCACCUUAGUAGCGAGGAAAGAAGAACCGAAGGAGCCUGAAGGCGCGAAGCCUCGUGCCCAGCUGACCAAGCGCAAGUCCUUCGAAGAAAAGGCGCAGGAAACGGCGUCGCGUCUGGAGGCAAAAUUGGCGAAGUUCCAGAAGGAUCAGGAAGAAAAGCGGAUUCGGGAGGAGGUGCAUAAGAUGAAGCGCAGGGUGAAGGAGAAGAAGAAAAAGAAAAAGGAAAAGAAGGAGAAACAUGAGAAGGAAGGGAAGCUCAAAGGCAAAAAGAGCAAAUGAGCUCUGAGCUGGGUGAUGGUUGGCCAUCGUCAGUGAUGCCUGGUGCAGCCUGGAUUGUAACAGCAAAUCCUCGUCACGUCUUCGCAUCAAUGUCAUGGCCGGAUGCUGCCUGAUGCUGACCGUAUGCUGACCAGCCUACCUGGUGGUCUACAACUGCCAGAGACUGCUGGUGGUCGCGGAUGGGCAAAAAAGAGGCCGAACGCACUACUUUUC